This is a messenger RNA of Notechis scutatus (mainland tiger snake), 739 nucleotides long. The record is from RefSeq and is a predicted model, not a curated record. NCBI's taxonomy places the organism in Eukaryota, Metazoa, Chordata, Lepidosauria, Squamata, Elapidae.
UGAUGCUCUGAUUCUGCCAGGGAAACUUCUAGAUUGGCGCUGUGAAAUUUUUCCGGAAAUGUCUGGAAAUAUCCAAGGGCCUGAAUGGUGGAUCGUCCUGGUGGGCAAAACUGGCAACGGGAAAAGCGUGGUGGCCAACACCAUCCUGGGAAGCCCGGUCUUCAAAUCUGAGAUAUCGCCCAUCUCCGUCACCCAGACUUGCCAACGGGAGGAGGCCCUGCUGAACGGCCGGAAAGUGGUGGUGGUGGACACACGAGGCUUCUUCGACACGGCUCAUCCCCAGCUGGAAACCUUGGCCGAAGUGAGGAAGUGCAUCAACUUUUGCACCCCGGGCCCCGACGUCAUCCUGCAGGUGAUCCGCCUGGGCCGCUUCACCCAGGAGGAGAAGUACGUGGCACGCUUGAUCAAGGAGAUCUUCAGAUUGAAGGCCAAGAAUUACAUGAUCAUCCUCUUCACCCGCAAGGAGGACCUGGAGGGCAAAACCCUGGAGAAGUUCAUCGCCGAAGGCAAUGCGGACCUGAAGGAGCAGGUGUACCAGUGCGGCAACCGCUUCCUGGCAUUUAACAACAAGGCUGAAGGCGCGGAGCGUGAAGCUCAGGUGGGCCAGCUGAUGGCCAUGAUUGACGCGCUGGUGCAGAAGAACCGUGCCGCACCGUGCUACACGGAGGAGAUGAUGAAGGCUGACAAGGAGCACUUUGCCAAAAACCGGGACUUGUCCUGGUUGUGUCCUUUCUUUUGA